Messenger RNA from Myxocyprinus asiaticus (Chinese sucker), 3809 nucleotides. Its product is annotated as complement receptor type 2-like. Lineage: Eukaryota; Metazoa; Chordata; Actinopteri; Cypriniformes; Catostomidae. The coding region runs from base 376 to 1923 and encodes 515 amino acids. The transcript is spliced from 15 exons. The record is from RefSeq and is a predicted model, not a curated record.
GCGCAUGCGUAAAACUGCACACGAACACGCUAAACAGCAGCUAGUAGUGGUCGUUCUUGAUAUCAAGGGAAUCAAGCAUUUUUAAAUUGUGCUCAUCACCAACACAUACCAACUUCUAUCUUAUAACAUUUCAACUGACUAGGUUGUUAACCACAGCAUGGUGAACGUCUGUAGAGGGCUGUAUUAUCGGGAAUUUAGCACAGAGUGAGGUCUGAUCUCCACCUUUCUUCAUUCCCUGGAAGUCAGCCGACACUUCCUGACAUUGUAUGCCUCAGCCUGAGUUAUUCAUUGAACAUUGAGAAACCAGGUCUCCAUCAAAGAAAACAAUUAACCUGGGCUUUGUCUGGAGCUAAUAUUCAUCUAGAUACAUACAGGAUGGGGUAUAAGGUGCUGUGUCUCAGCGUUGUUGCCUUCUUGUGUCUAAUGAAGGGUGAACAUGUCAGAGCACAAUGUACAAAGCCUCAUUUUAGAGUGAAUGUCGUCUUAUCAGACGGCUCCAUCUUGACUGAUAGUUUCUCCAAUGGAUCCACCGUAACAUUUGUGUGCGUAUCAGGAUAUAAGCCAGUUAAUGCAAAAGCAUCAAGAUCAGUUACCUGCUCGGGAAACCAGUGGACAGAUCUGGCCCUCAGUUGCACAAGAAAGUCCUGUGGAAGCCUUCCAGAUUUCUCUAAUGGGAGAUAUGAAAUACCUAAUGGAACUUUAUUUGGCGACACGGUUACAGCAGUUUGUAACAAAGGAUAUAUGUUAAGUGGCCGUCAAAGUCAAAGAACGUGUCGAGCUGAGGGAGUCUGGGAUGGCAGAGAUCCUGUCUGUGAAACGGUAAAAUGUCCACCACCUCCAGUAGUAGAAAAUGGGCAGCUUGAAGAUGUGCCUUUGGAAAGUUAUGAAUAUUUACAAUCUGUCUCCUACAAAUGUAACAGUGGGUUUUCUCAGGUUGGAGAUUCAACACUUUAUUGUUCUGAAGAUGGAACAUUUCAAUCAGAGCCACCAAAAUGUGUUGGUGGGUGUCCAAAGCCUGAGAUUCCACAUUCAUUUCGAAUCGCUGGAAAAUCGCCCCCCUACCAUCUAAACAACUUUAUAAAGUAUAAAUGCGAAGAUGGCUAUAAAAUGGAAGGAGACAGUAAUAUUUUGUGUACAGAAAAUGGAUGGCAGCCUGAACCACCAAAGUGCAUUGUGGUGAAAUGUCCACCACCUCCAGUAGUAGAAAAUGGGCAGCUUGAAGAUGUGCCUUUGGAAAGUUAUGAAUAUUUACAAUCUGUCUCCUACAAAUGUAACCUUGGGUUUCUUCUCAUUGGAAAAUCAGUCCUUCGAUGUUCUGGAGAUGAAACUUUUCAACCAGAGCCACCAAAAUGUGUUGCGCAAUGUAGAGAGCCUAAUUUUGGUGGGAAUGUCGUCUUAUCAGACAAAUUCCGCUCAACUGAAUGGUUCUCCAAUGGAUCCACUGUAACAUUUGAGUGUAAACCUGGACAUGAGCCAGUUGACUCCACAGCAUUUAAAUCAGUUACCUGUGUAGAAAAGCAGUGGACAAAACUGCAGCUCAUUUGCAAAGCACAAUGUAGAGCGCCUAAUUUUGGUGGGAAUGUCGUCUUAUCAGACAAAUUCCGCUCAACUGAAUGGUUCUCCAGUGGAUCCACUGUAACAUUUGAGUGUAAACCUGGACAUGAGCCAGUUGACUCCACAGCAUUUAAAUCAGUUACCUGUGUAGAAAAGCAGUGGACAAAACUGCAGCUCAUUUGCAAAGGUCUUCCAACCCCCACACCAACUUCACCUCCUCCAACUCCUGUAUAUGUUAUUGUGCUAUCAGUGCUGGGAGUGAUUGUUGGUUUACUAGGAGCUGCUGGAGGAUGUUUUUACAUCAAAAAGAGAAACUCAAAACAUUAUUCUCAAAAGGUGGCGACUGGAUAUGAAGAUGGAGGAUUAUAACACCCUCACAUGAUCUAAUAACAAGCCUUAAUUCUCAUGAAGAAAAUUUUAGAUGCAAAAUGAAUCUUCCUCAAAAUGUAUUCCGUUCAUACAAGCACGUCCCAGAAUCUGUAGAGGCAUACAGGUUCCUCCCAACAAAUUCCAUACCAGAAUAAUCAAACACCCACAUUUGUGUGGAGAAGCUUAAUUUCACUUCACUCACUAAUAGCAGUCGACAGCUUUGUAUUGCAUUCUGCAUUCUCUGUUUGUACUCAAAGUAUCUGGUACCACACAAAUAAGUUUGAAUUCACUUUUAUAAAGUAAUUUCUUCUAAUUUAUAACUUCUAAAUUAUAACACUGUGAUCCCUAUAACAGAGUGAUCCCUCUGCACUUAAGAAUGAUUUUGCAAUUACUCUUUGUCCUAAGUGGAUAGCCAAGUCUAAAGGCCCUCACUUUAAGAACUGCGGUUUCUCUGCAGUCAAUCCCAUUCAUGUUGCGGGCCACAUUUAGCAUAAUAUUUAUGUGCUGAAAUAUUCUUGACCAUUUCAGUGUUUUUAUUCUGCAUUGUAUAAACUAAGCAUGAGGCUGUGUUGUAGUUUUCCAUUGUUUUCAGAUUUAAUUUGGCUAAAACAAAAGUGAAUGCAUGGACCUUUGAUUACAUUUGAUAAAGGAUGUGAUUUGCAGGGCAGAUUUUAAAGUAGUGCAUUCAUAAAUCCUGCUACUGUACUAAAAGUGCCUUUAAGUAGAACGGAGCGUGCUGUUUUUAUUCUUAUAGGGUAUUUUUGCAGCGUUAUCUAGCUUUAUGCAUUGUACAGAUGUUGCAGAAACACCACUAUGCUGUUAGCCUUGAUUAAAGCUGUUGGUCUGAUGAAGAAAAAGAGAAAACUUGUUCUUUUUAAGUGUUAAAUGUCAAGAUUUCUUUUGUCUGUCUCUCUUGUUUUAUUUAUAAUUGUAGAAUUGGCCAUCAAACUCAAGCCCCAAAUAUCUUCAGGUCUUUGAGAUGCCUAAUUAAUUUUUUUCUGCACAAAUUUAUCAUGGGGCUUUAUUCUGUUUUCACAAAAUGUAUAUUAUGAAAAGUUCAUGUGAUUGAGCCAAAGUCAUUAAACAGAAAGUAAAGACUAAAUUAAAUGUUUGUUUGAGUAGGUUAUUGAAAGUCUUGGAUGCACUUACCAAAUUCCUGAAUGUUGUGUCAGUUAGGCUCUGUCAUCAUUUUCAGUGAAUGAUUUAUGUAAAUAGUGAUUUCUACUGAAUCAUUGUAUUGCUUUUUCUACACUGUUAAAUUAAGGCUGUUUAGCCACUGUAAUUGCAUUUUCUUUCUUGUAAUAUCAAAAGCUUGUAUAUUACAGCAAGUGAUGUAGUGACUACCUGUUGUGUUUAAUGGUUUUAGACCACUGAACAACUACAGUAAUGUACUCAUACAUAUGAAAUCCAGUGCCAUUGUGGUAAUAUACAAACUAAAAUACAACAAAAUUGCUUCAAUCAUCCACUUCUGCAUCUUUUUAUGCUGUUGCUCACUCUGCUCUGUGUAACUCUGGUUGGCCUAAAAAUAAGAGCUCCACCAUAAGAACAGAACGCUUGGGGUUCGAGUCUUGGGGAGCAGCUUAACACUCUGCUGUGGCCUUGAACUGGGCACAUAACUGCCUCUUCUCUGCAAGUGCUUCUGAUAAGAAUCAGUAUAUGUGCCAAGAAAGAAUUCCUGGAUGACUGCUAAGCAAGAUGAAAUGUCUUUACUUGCACUGAAAUUGAUUGCAAUAAAGACAUGAUAAAAAUUGCUAGUACAUUUCCUGUUGCAUUUUAAAUACAUUUUUCCUUCUUUGAUAGAAAUCAGUAUAUUAAGUAGGAGUUCUGGUCAACCUAGGCUACAACUUCUCUAAACAAUGUCAAUAAAAUGUUAAUGAAAAUGUCAA